Molecule: messenger RNA, 459 nt
Organism: Chlorella variabilis
Lineage: Eukaryota; Viridiplantae; Chlorophyta; Trebouxiophyceae; Chlorellales; Chlorellaceae
Exons: 4
Coding region: 1-459 (152 amino acids)
Biological process (GO): photosynthetic electron transport in photosystem I; proton motive force-driven ATP synthesis; photosynthetic electron transport in photosystem II
Cellular component (GO): chloroplast thylakoid membrane
Molecular function (GO): proton-transporting ATP synthase activity, rotational mechanism
Source: RefSeq, a predicted model, not a curated record
AUGCCCCAUGCCGUGCUGGAGCUGCUGUCCAACCCGGUGAUUGCCGAGGGGCGCAAGAAGGACGUGGUGAAGCGGCUGGCCUCCGAGGCCUCCUUCUCCCAGUAUACCGUCAACUUCCUCAACCUCCUCAUCGACCAGAACCGCAUCGAGGCGCUGGAGAACAUCUGCGAGUCGUUCGAGAAGAGCUACUGCGCGCUGACCGACACGCAGGCGCGUGCGGCGCUGUGUGUGGCCACGCUGCGCAGCGCGGUCAAGCUGGAGCAGGAGCAGCAGUUCCUGAUUGCCAAGAAGCUGCAGGAGCUGACGGGCAGCAAGAACAUCAAGCUGAAGCCGGUGGUGGACGCAGACCUGGUGGCCGGCUUUGUGGUGGAGUACGGCUCCACCCAGAUCGACCUGUCGGUCAAGGGCCAGCUUGACAAGAUUACAGGCGAGCUGCUGACCACGGCGCAGGCCAUGUAG